UGGUUUGCUAAACACCAUUAAACUACAGAGGAAGAAGAUUAGUCUCACCGUGAUCCCUGUUGUUUUGCCGUGAGGCUGUUUUAAUACAAACUGUUAGAAAUUCGGUUAAUAGAAAAAUAGUUUUUGAAUCAGGUCAGAAUAUACCUAAUAUAUUAUCAUCCUCGUAGUCGUGACCUAGUUUUGAAGCAAGCACCAAUAUCUAGAGGAGUAUAAUCUGAACUGAGAUCUGCUGCUGUGAAGAUGGUGUUUGUUAAAGAGGAGAACGCGAUUGAACCAGAAACCUGCAGAAUAAAACACGAGGAACCAGAAACCUGCAUUAUAAAACACGAGGAACCAGAAACCGGGAGAACAAAACACGAGAAACAAGACGGACGUGUGUGUCGCGUUCUUUAACGUUCCGCCAGGAAACAAAGAUACCAUGGUGCCAAAUCCCCUCACGAAAGAAAAAAGCCUAGUGUUUACAACUGUGACAACGAGUGCUUAUCAGGAUCAACUAAACGCUGGAUUUUCAAAAGCUGUCUUUUUAUGCUGGCCUCAGGCUGUCGGUUGAAAUCACAGGCCCCCUCCCCUCUCUCCAUGCCGCUUUACUUAAGAUAAGCUCCUUGUCUAUUUUUGAAGGCUUGAUGAAAGUGAAAGAGGAAAGACAAGAUCUGAAUGAAGUGGAGGAGAACCAUCAGGAUCAGAAAGAUGCUGAAGAACAAUCGGUGAAUUACUCCGAAACUGAAAGGAGUUGCUCACAAAGCAGCAUUCAGAUAACUGAUGUUAAAAAGCCUUACAGCUGCUCUCAGUGUGGAAACACUUUCAAACAUAAAAGAAGCCUCGUAUACCACACGUUAGUUCAUGCUGGAAUAAAGCCUUUCAGCUGUUCUCAAUGUGGAAAGAGUUUUACACAGAAAAAACAGCUUAAUGAUCACGUGCUUGUUCAUUCUCCAGAAAAACCUUUCAGCUGCUCUCAGUGUGGAAACACUUUCACACGUAAAGCAAACCUUAAAAGUCACAUGAGAAGUCAUAGUGGGGAAAAGCCUUUCAGUUGCUCUCAGUGUGGAAACACUUUUACAUGUAAAGGAAGCCUGAAGAAUCAUAUGUUAAUUCAUGCUGGAAUAAAGCCUUUCGUCUGCGCUCAGUGCGGAAAGAGUUUUGUGCAGAAAGGACACCUUAAGAUUCAUUUGGUAACUCACUCUUCAAAAAAGCCUUUCACCUGCUCCGAGUGUGGAAGGAGUUUUACACAGAAAAAUCAACUUAAUGAUCAUGUUUAUAGUCACUCUACCACAAAGCCAUUCAGCUGCUCUCAUUGUGGAAAGUGUUUCUCAUUGGAAAAAAAACUCAAUGAGCAUGUGCGUAUUCACUCUUCACAAAAGCCUUACAUCUGCCUUCAGUGUGGAAACUCUUUUACACGUAAAGCAAGCCUUAACAAUCACCUGAUAAUUCAUACUGGGAAAAAGCCUUUCAGCUGCUCUCAGUGUGGAAACACUUUCAAACGUAAAGGGUGCCUUAAGAAUCACAUGUUAAUUCAUGCUGGAAUAAAGCGUUUUACCUGUGCUCAGUGUGGAAAGACUUUUACACAGAAAGGACACCUUAAGGUUCAUUUGAUAACUCACUCUACAGAAAAGCCUUUCACCUGCUCUCAGUGUGGAAACACUUUCAAGCGUAAAGAAUGCCUUAGAUAUCACAUGCUAAUUCACACUGGGAAAAAGCCUUUUACUUGCUCUGUGUGAAAAGUGUUUCACUUUUAAACAAGGAUUUAAUAGUUGCAUGAGAAUUCAUACGAAAGCGAAGUCGUCUGUGUGUGAAGAGUUUUAUAUGGAAAGCUG
Molecule: messenger RNA, 1811 nt
Organism: Carassius carassius (crucian carp)
Lineage: Eukaryota; Metazoa; Chordata; Actinopteri; Cypriniformes; Cyprinidae
Product: gastrula zinc finger protein XlCGF57.1-like
Exons: 4
Coding region: 624-1715 (363 amino acids)
Biological process (GO): regulation of DNA-templated transcription
Molecular function (GO): RNA polymerase II cis-regulatory region sequence-specific DNA binding; DNA-binding transcription factor activity, RNA polymerase II-specific
Source: RefSeq, a predicted model, not a curated record